AUGCAGGUAUCUGGGGAGACACACGUGGGACUAAACGGUUGCUCCACGUGUAUAAAUAAGCAUCUGUCUGGAGACACUUUCAGAGUACUUUUGGGCUUUGUCCUCACUUUCGGUGCCCAAAUACCCGUCAUCGCCGUUGGGAGAAUGGCAGGGCAAUUUGAAAAGCCAAGGUCAGACUCAUUUGAGAUAAAAGAUGGAGUCAAAUUACCCAGUUAUCGAGGAGAUAACAUAAACGGCGAUGCUUUUGACGAGAAAUCUCGAGUCCCCGAUCCUCAGAGACUGAUAAGAGCUUAUCUUCAAUCUGUUGGAACUUUGAAUCUCCUUAGAGCAUUCGCCACAGGUGGAUAUGCAUCCAUGCAAAGGGUCUCCCAAUGGAAUCUCGAUUUUGUUAGACACAGUGAACAAGGAGACAGGUACAUGGAGCUUGCGCAGAGAGUCGAUGAAGCUCUCGGAUUCAUGGCUGCGGCUGGAUUAACUAUCGAUGAUUCUGUCAGUGAUAAGAUGGACCCCAAGGAACUUGUAAAAUUGUGCGGAAUUCUGAACCCUCGGAACAAGCCUGGGAGACUGACGAUAAUCACAAUGGGAGCCGAUAACAUGCGAAUAAAGCUGCUGCAUCUUAUUAGAGCCGUACGCCAGGCCGGGCUCAUUGUCACUUGGGUGAGCAAUCCCAUGCAUGGAAACACAAUCAAAGCUCCAUGUGGCCUAAAAACACGUCCAUUUGAUGCAAUCAGAUCCAAGUUGAGGGCAUUCUUCAAUGUUCAUGAACAAGAAGGAAGCUAUCCGGGAGGAGUUCAUCUGGAGAUGACGGGGCAGAACGUGACAGAGUGCAUCGGAGGGUCAAAUACCGUAACUUUUGACGACUUGAACUCUCGGUAUCACACUCAUUGCGACCCGAGGUUAAACGCAUCGCAGUCGUUAGAGCUAGCCUUUGCCAUAUCGGAAAGGUUGAGGAGGAGAAGGCUCAAGUCUGCCAAGGAACUUCUGAGUGGGAACAAAGUUAAUUAGUUAUCUUGUGCUGUGUCCGAAAAGGAGAGGCUUUUGUAAUAGAAUAAAUAACCCUCUCCUCUGGUGUCUGAACUGAUCAAGUAGUCGCUGUUUUUGAGGUUUGCGU
Molecule: messenger RNA, 1111 nt
Organism: Hibiscus syriacus
Lineage: Eukaryota; Viridiplantae; Streptophyta; Magnoliopsida; Malvales; Malvaceae
Product: phospho-2-dehydro-3-deoxyheptonate aldolase 2, chloroplastic-like
Exons: 5
Coding region: 1-1005 (334 amino acids)
Biological process (GO): aromatic amino acid biosynthetic process
Molecular function (GO): 3-deoxy-7-phosphoheptulonate synthase activity
Source: RefSeq, a predicted model, not a curated record